AGUUUGUUUUUGCUUUAUGUUCUCGUCUUAACGCAACACUUCACUGAGAAAAAUGGCGACGGCGACGGGAAAUGCGAGGGGAUUCGGAGGCGGUGAUCGGACGGCGAAAUCGGUCGUCUCCGAUCAGACAUCUCAGGCCGUGAAUUCCACUGCCAACCUUCUUCAUCUGAUGCGUCAGUCGUCUCCGUCUCAGGCAAAGUUGGCAAAGCUCCCGAAAAAUCUUUUGGCGAAAGCCUCGAUGACAAAAGCAACUGGACAAGUGCUUGAACAGCUGCCUCAAGUGAUUUCAUCCCUGGAUGGCCAUAUAGAAAGCGGGUUGCACAGUGCUGUUCAUCUAAACACCAUCACACAGUUGCUCGAAAACAUGCAAAGCACCCAGCUUCGCGCUCUUCGACAAUCUAAUCUCUUCCCUUUGUAUCAAAUCCCUCACUCUAAUCUUUUUUUUUCACUAAUUAACGAGAUUCCUAUUCCGAUUCCAAACUCCUCGGCAAUCUAAUCUUCUUCUCCUACAGGUCAAGCAAAUCUCCUGAGGCCAACAACUGAAAGAUGGGUGUUUCUUCUUGAACCAGGCAGGUACUUAUGUCCAAACCCUGAAAGAGUGAAAAACUCGUCCCGAACCCGAACCGUUUCCCGAAACGUCCACCCCUAAAUUUAGGUGUCUUUCCCUUUUUCUGUUUUUUGUUUUUAAUUUUGUAUCAGUGAUUAGAGUUGCAAACCCUUUGAAUAGUAGAAUUCACCCAACAGAAUGUAGAGAAAGAAGAUAAUCAAUGAUUUGUUCAAUGGAACUUGAGCUGUUUUUUGCA
Messenger RNA from Tarenaya hassleriana, 803 nucleotides. Its product is annotated as tobamovirus multiplication protein 2B. The transcript is spliced from 4 exons. The record is from RefSeq and is a predicted model, not a curated record. Lineage: Eukaryota; Viridiplantae; Streptophyta; Magnoliopsida; Brassicales; Cleomaceae. The coding region runs from base 53 to 496 and encodes 147 amino acids.